UGUGAACUCUUGAAGUUGCUAUAGCAAGAGUAAAACACGCCAUCGACGGCAAGUUGUGCAAUCUCAGUCAGUGCAUGGAGAUGAUCAGAAGUGUAGGAAAGUGUCCUUCAUCUAUGCCACGCAGUGAUCUGUUUCUUCUAGUUGAUGUGUAUUUGCGAAGCAGAGUUUGACCAUGUUCAACAACUUCAUACUAGACGUCAGGAGCCAAGUCGGAACAUCUUGUUGUGAGAACAGUUGCAUUACAGCACGUGUGUUAAUAACAUAACUCCAAACUGCAACCUUGAUCCCUGGAAAUAGUAUCGAACCAACGCGGUGAUACGGAGGGUACGUACGGAGUGAUAGACGGCACCCAGUCAGCUCCCAGUAGGUGCCCAGUAGGCCCUUAAAGUAGGCACCUAGUGGUACCCAGCACGCUAUAGUCAUCAUGGGUGGUGGAGGUUCAAGGAAAGCAGUUGAUAGAGAGAACCCACUUUUCGUACAAGGCGAGGAACAGUUACCUAGUACUGUACAACAAAGACAUGGGAGGAAGUUUGACUCUCUUGUUGUGCAGAGUAAACUAACAUCAUCACAAAGUUCUCUCCGGCCCGGAACUGCCGUUACUGUUGGAGUCGCUUGCGAUGAUUUUCAAACAGGGGCUUCCCCUUCCGAAAUUAUCAAUUUUGGAGAUUAUGUGUACCCCUUCGAGAACAUCGUCUUUGAAGGAGGAGGCAACAAGGGGCUUGCCUAUGCUGGAGCCGUCAGAGUAUUGGAGAAAGCUGGGGUGUGGCCACAGAUACGGAAACUGGGUGGGGCCAGUGCUGGUGCGAUGUGGGCUGUGCUUCUUGGUGUCGGCUACUCCUCGCAUGACGUAGAGAGCUUCCUUAGUCUCGACCUCAAGUCGUAUUUUUUAGAUGCUUCGUGCGGUUUGUGCACCAUGCUACCUAACUUGAUGAAGUACUACGGAUGGCAUCCAGCUCGUAAGUUAUAUUCCUGGUUUGGAGAUCGCCUGGAGCAAGCCACUGGCUUUAGAGACAUCACCUUCAAACAGGUAUACGACACGUAUCAAACUGAAAUCUGUAUUGUGGUGACCAACGUGAACUUGAUGGAUGCUGAAUACUGCCACGUCAAGACAACACCUAACAUGUCGGUCCGUAUGGCGGCACGUAUGUCAAUGGCUAUACCAGGUUUAUUUUGUGCUGUGCAGUACAGCCAAUAUGGACGUACAGACCUCUACGUGGAUGGCGGACUCCUAUGCAACUAUCCUAUACAUUGUUUUGACGGGUGGUGGCUUUCUAUGAAGCCUGAAGAUAGCCUGUUGAGGAGACUUCAACCAUUGGAGGAUGCCGCAAAGCUAAUGCAGAAGAAUGAACGCUUCUCGCCUAUCAACGAUAAAACUAUUGGCCUACUUCUUUAUUCCAGUGACGAGCAGGAUCUGAUGGUUGACAAACUCGCUACGGAUAACGCUUACACUCCUCUUGCCACUCGACCGGACACCAAGCUAUCCAGGGAAAGGAAGAACGCCAAAUCCAAGCAAAAAGAUGCUGCUACAGAGCACAAGGUUGUAACGGAUGCACUCGCCAAGUUUAUUGCUGUCUUAUCUCGGAAUCAGAUGGAUAAUAACACGGGUUCGAUCUCAAGGAAGGAGCUAGAAACAGUCUUCAAUAAGGAAGGGGAUGAAUUUACCGACAGGGAAGCCCGAAUUCUCUUUGGUAAAAACUUUACCAUUGAUGACGUUUUUGACUACUUGGACAUCAAUGGAGACGGCACGAUUUCCUUCCAGGAACUUAUGGGUUUAGCGGAGCAGAAGGGCGUCAGUCUCCAGACGUUCUUCUUAGGGUACCAGAGGCAGGAAGUGUCCGGCUUAACGGGAUUUCUGGAUACCUUAUCAAACACACUGCUUGUCAACGUAAAGAGGGUCUUUACAACGGAGAAUGAUCUGAAAAGAACCAUUGGUAUCGACACUUUAUACGUUGGUGCCACAGACUUCAAGCUCGAAGAAGAAGACCGGAAGUUUCUUGUUCAGCAAGGUGAGCUAAGUGCGUCGACUUUUUUGACCCACUGGAUAAAAGAGAAUCCAGACAAGUUGGUGCGCAAGCAACAUGUUCCUGUAUCCAAAUCAACAAUGCUGUCACCGAACGGACAAUCGUCUCAAAUUCUCGGCACUCCAUCAGCCGAAGGAAGUCAGUCCACUCUGGGGGUCAUUACAGUUACACCCGUCCCGGAGCCACAACGCAUCCCGAGGGGUUCGUCAGGGGAACGCUAAGGAGAAUGACCAAGUGAUUGGUCUGUGUUCAUCCCCGUACAAAAAGGGGCUCGUAAAUACGCGAUAGUUAUAUUUUUAACCAAAGAAACAUAUUUCUCCAAUGGUUUUUGGUAAAUGAGUGAGCGUUGGUUUGACAUAGCGCCCUCUUGUGUCUUCUUGUGUCUCGUGAAAUACCACAUAGAGAAAGUGUUAGGUGUGUGGCAGAUCAGAGGUGUACUUUAGCUGGAUGGAACAUGGUUAGAUUUAUCUAAAUUGCGAAUGGCCAUAAUUUAUAACCAAUGGAUUUCAGAGAAUUAAUUUAUACAUCAUUGAGUGAGCGGUGGUUUGAAACAGCGCCCCCUUGAUGCUUCUUGUGGCUCAUGAAACGUGGUAUUUAGGGACAGAAUCACAGAAGGCACGGGCUCGAUUUCACAAACGCUUAGAUUGAUCUUAAUUGUGAAUGUUCAUUUGACAAAGAAACUUCUGUUGGCAAUGGUUUUUGGUGAAUUUAUUCUCAGUGAGUGAGCAGUCAUUUGUAAUAGCGCCCUCUUUUGUCUUGUUGUAGCUUGUAAAACAUGACACCGAGAAGGCACACAAAUUUUACAAAGAUUUUACUAACAAUAUUUGAUUUUACAAAUAACUGAGAUUGAUCUUAGUUGCGAAUAACAAUUUAAGUACAAACCCCUGUGGACCACUCAAAACAUAUGUUGUGAUGAAUGGUUGGUGAAUAUAGCUAUGGACAAUCGAUUGGGGUUUGUGCGAUCGGUUGUUUAAAACAAAAUAACCGUCUCCCGUAUGCUCAAUUUUGCUUGCAUGUGUAGAGGUAGACAAUCAUCAAAAUAUAAUUAUACAAAAGAUUUGAUUAUUAUUUAUACAAAACACUGAUAUAAAACUGGAAUAAUCACUCCAUCCAUUCCAUUCAUUUCCAUUUAAAAUAAAAAACUAUUGUUUUCAACUUAAAACGUUGUACCUUAUUAGUAGAGAGGUUUGCACAAGCGUGCGUAUACAGAUACAGAAAUGGAUAAUUAUGAUAACCGUUUCCGUUCACGUCAGCCGCGUUUUGGAUUUUGUCUCGCAAAAUAAUAUAGAUGUGUCAUUUGAGUGCAUUUACUCAUCGUUUUGCUUGCAAAUGACUAAAAAAAAAUUAUCUAUCAAGCACGAUACCACUGAAAGCAAUUCCGUGGAAAUUGAUUUUGAUCUGUGACAAAAUUAAAGACAACUAAAAGUCUGCAAACAGUAUCCGUUUUUCUACGACGCGUAUGAGCUCCUGUAUUCGUUGCUAAGGUGUGUGCAAAAUAUGAUAGUUGCGGACACGCGUCACGUGAACACACAAA
Molecule: messenger RNA, 3555 nt
Organism: Asterias rubens (European starfish)
Lineage: Eukaryota; Metazoa; Echinodermata; Asteroidea; Forcipulatida; Asteriidae
Exons: 14
Coding region: 425-2242 (605 amino acids)
Biological process (GO): lipid metabolic process
Molecular function (GO): calcium ion binding
Source: RefSeq, a predicted model, not a curated record